AUGGUGCAGCUCUCUCACGAGGACUACACGGUAGCAUGGAUAUCUGCCCUUCCUAUCGAAUUGGCCGCCGCGCAGGCCAUGCUCGACGACACCCACGAUUCUUUACCCAUCGCGCACCAUGAUAAGAAUACUUAUGCACUGGGACGAAUUGGAGCGCACAAUAUCGUCAUCGCUUGCUUGCCGGAUGGAAUACCCGGGAUUGCCUCGGCCGCAGUCGUGGCAAUGCAGCUGCUGGCCAGCUUUCCAUCCAUCCGGUUUGGCUUCAUGAUUGGGAUUGGAGGAGGGAUACCAAGCAAAGAUGUCGAUAUUCGGCUUGGCGAUGUUGUUGUUAGUCGGCCAACGGGUGACCAUGGAGGCGUGGUGCAGUAUGAUCUCGGCAAAGCCCUAACCGGCGGUCAUUUUCAGCGGACAGGAAUAUUGUCUCCGCCACCGCAGGUCCUCCUGACUGCGCUGGCCAAGAUUCGAGCGAACCAUAUGCUGCGGGGAAGUCAGAUCCAGACAUUCUUGGACGACAUGGUAGCCAGAUUCCCUCUUAUGGCACAAGGCUUCAGUCGGCCUGAGCAAUCAGAUCACCUCUUUCAGGCGGAAUACGCCCAUCGGCAGGGAAGAAGCACCUGUGCGGAUUGCGACCGGGCCCAAAGCGUACCCCGCUCGUCGCGCCCUGAUGGAGGGCCGCGUAUUCACUAUGGUCUGAUUGCGUCGGCAAAUCAAGUUGUCAAGGACUCUGCGUUGAGGGGCCGUUUGGGUCAGGAGCUUGGGGCUUACUGUGUGGAAAUGGAAGCCGCAGGCCUUUUGAAUAAUUUCCCGUGUUUGGUCAUUCGAGGCAUCUCAGACUACGCCGACUCACACAAGAAUGACGAAUGGCAAGGGUUUGCGGCGGCUGCGGCGGCAGCGUAUGCGAAAGAAUUGCUGGCCGUGGUCCAGCCGGAGAAAGUCUUGUUGACGCCGAUGGCAAAGGCCGCCGUGAAAGCAGAAUCUUUCCGUAUCCCUCUGGACUUGGCUACAGUUCCUGCAGUAGGCGGAUUUGUGGGACACGAAGCAGAGUUAGAUUCGCUAUGGGAUUUGCUCCAGCCGGAGGGUUCUCCCAUGCAAAAAAGAGCUAUCCUUCAUGGACUCGGCGGCAUUGGUAAAACCCAGCUGGCUGUCCAAUUUGCCAGGAUCCACAAAUUCGACUUCACAGCCAUCUUCUGGCUAAAUGGCAAGGAUGAGAAAACCUUAAUCCAAUCCUUGGCCUCGUUUCUCCCAAAGCUGCCAGGGAUUCAACUCACGCAGAGUGCUAAAAAUGAAAAGGAGAGGGAAGUGCACGCACGACAGGUUCUUGAGUGGUUAUCAGUGGAAGGAAACUUCAAAUGGCUGCUGAUAUUCGAUAAUGUUGACCAGUAUGCCCCAGCGCAAGCUGAAAACCGUGAAGGGUACGAUAUCAGCCACUACUUUCCGGUUGUAGACCAAGGAUCGAUUAUAAUCACCACUCGGCUUCCACAGCUCAGGGAUCUAGGCAAGCCACUCCCAGUCCGAGGGCUGUCUCUGGAAGAAGGGGUUCAGCUACUCUUGUACUCGUCUGGAAGCAUGACAAAGGAGGACACCGAAGCAACGAGUGUGAUAAAUGAAGACUCUAGAAAGCUUGCCAAUCGACUCAAUGGUCUACCGCUAGCUAUUGUUAUGGCUGGAUCUUUCAUCAGUCAGACCGGUGUCAGCUUUGCCAGAUACUUACAGCUCUAUGAGCAAUCGUUCAGUGAACUUCUGUCCGAGAUGUCGCCAUUACGCCACUACUCUCAGGGAGAUAUCCGAACAACCUGGAGGAUAUCUUAUCUCGAGAUUCAGAAACGAGAUGCGUCAGCGGCAAAUCUCUUACUGCUUAUCUCCGUUUUUCACAAUCGAGAUCUUUGGUUUGAGUUAGUUGAAAGCGGGCUGAACUAUGUUGAUGCUCCCCCGUGGUUUCGCCAAGUGGCCUCGAAUGCGUUUAAAUUCCUGAAGACGAUGAGGACUCUCAUUGAAUUCUCAUUGAUUGAGACAAAGGAGGACGGAAGCUACUCCAUGCAUCCUGUAGUUCAAGACUGGUGUCGACAUAUUCUCAGUGAGACGGGCGAGGAAACCAAGCUCACCAUGAAAGCAAUUGCUCUGGCCUCUGUGGGGUACACGGUGCCCUUACGCUCCGAAAGGCAGUACUGGCUUCUUCAGCAACGGCUUCUUCUUCACGCAGACCAGAUGGGUGAAGCAAUUACAAACGUGGCCGUCUUUGUCCAGGACCCUUCUCUGCUUAAAGCUAUUCAGCUAGUGGGAAAUCUCUAUUUUGACCAGGGCAAACUAAGAGACGCCGAAGCGAUGUAUCAGCAUGCAUUGACUGGUUUUAUGCAGGUUCUUGGGCCAGACCAUGCAUCUACACUUGGCGCGAUGCAUUCCCUUGGAAAUCUUUACAAUGACCAGGGAAGAUUUAAUGAAGCAGAGCAAUUAUACCAGAAAGCCUUGGCCGGAUACGAAAUCAAGCUCGGUCACGAACAUCCAGAUACCCUGACUACAAUUCAUUACCUGGGUGAUCUAUACAGGGACCAGGGUAAGCUGCAAACCGCUGAGCUGAUGUAUCAAAGGGCCCUGGUAGGUCGAGAGAAAAGACUAGGGCCAUGCGAUAUGAACACGCUGAGUACUGUUGGCUCUCUCGCAAAUACAUACAGGGACCUAGACAAGUUCGAUGAUGCUAGGAAGCUGUAUGAGCGAGCAUUGCGAGGUCAAGAGAAAGCCUUGGGCCCCGAUCACACGGCUACUUUGAGAACGGUCAGCAACCUUGGGGAACUAUACAGGAACCAGGGUUUACAUGACAAGGCGGAGGUGUUGUACAAACGAGCCCUGACAGGAUACGAGAAAUCUCUUGGAGCGAAACACGCACAUACCUUGACAGCUACCCUUAACCUAGGGGACCUCUACAAGGAUCAGGGAAAGCUAGAUGAAAGCGAGAAAAUAUACAACAGGGUACUGGCAGGAUACACGGAAGUAUUCGGACACGACCAUGUACAGACCCUUACUGCUAUCCAGAGCUUGGGAAACCUCUACUACACUCAAGGCAAACUAGAGGAUGCUGAGAAUAUGUACCAGCAGGCUCUGACUGGAUAUCGGAAUGCUCACGGGCCAGACCAUAUGGAUACAAUCGCGACCCUUCAUAAUCUCGGCAAUGUCUAUUCCGACCAAGGUGCGUUAGACGAGGCGGAAAACAUGUACCAGCAGGCCGUAACCGGGUACACGCACGCCUUGGGGCCAGCUCACACAUUUACCCUGACCAGCGUCCAAUGCCUUGGCGAACUUUAUAGUCAAAAAGGGAACCUGGAGCUGGCACAGACAAUGUAUCAGAGGGUGUUCCGCGAACGAGAAAGCAUCUUAGGUCCUACCCAUGCGGAUACCCUCGAAUCUCUAUCAUGUCUGGUGAAUGUGUACCUCAACCAGAAUAAGCUUGAAGAGGUUGAAGCUCUAUAUCGGGAGACGUUAACAGGCUACCAGGCUCUUAGCCCCAAUAAUAUUCACGCGAUGAACACGCUGCGCCGCCUUGGAGACCUCUAUUUUGAUCAAUGCAGGCUGAAGGACGCCCGUGGAGCUUAUCAACAAGCAUUUACUGGAUACACAGCUGCCUUGGGCCCAGUCCACCCUACCACGCUAUACGCCCUUCAAUGCUUGGGGAAUAUAUAUCUCGAUCAGGGGAAGCUGAAGGAGGCGGAAGAUAUAUUCCAGAAAGCCCUAACAGAGUUAAUGAAGGUUCUCGGUCCGCAGCACCCAGAGACACUGACCACUGUCCACUGCCUGGGGAAUCUCUACGGGGAUCAGGGCAGACUAGCAGAGGCAAAGAUGAUGUAUCAAAGGGCACUUACGGGCCGGGAGGAGCUUUUUGGUCCUGAUCAUCCAGACACUUUGACGACCGUUUGUCGCCUCGCAAACAUCUACAGGGAUCAGGGAAACCCAGAGGCCGAACCAAUGUUCCAGAGAGCCCUCGCAGGAUUCAACAAUAUUCGCGGCCCAGAUCAUCCUUCUACGCUGACCAUUUCCAGCCGUCUAGGUAGCCUCUAUAGAGAUCAGGGCAAGCUGAAAGAGGCGGAAGAAUUAUAUAUGCAGGCACUGUCAGGAUUUGAAAAGCGCUGUGGCCCAGAUCACAUAUCAACAUUGGCCACUGUUCAUUGCCUUGCAAAUCUGCAUAGACAGCUGGGAAGGCUAAAGGAGGCUGAAAGUCUAUACCAGAGGGCUCUAGUGGGGAGAGAGAAAGUCCUUGGUCCGGACCAUAUAGUAACUCUGUCAACGGUCAACAAUUUGGGAAACUUAUACCGGGAUCAAAAGAGGCUAAAAGAGGCAGAGAAAAUGUAUAAGAGGGCAGCUGCCGGGAGAGCAAAAACACUGGGCGCAGACCAUAGAGAUACCAAGGCCAGUGUUGGCAAUUUGGAGAGCUUACGCAAAGAUCAGCAGCGGAGAAGGAUAUUUCUGGUUUUUGCAUUGGCCGGGCUCUUGCUUGCCGUUCUUCUUCCAUGGCUUUUUGGUAUAUAUUAA
Messenger RNA from Aspergillus udagawae, 4518 nucleotides. RefSeq lists its product as uncharacterized. The record is from RefSeq and is a predicted model, not a curated record. Gene Ontology annotation, biological process: nucleoside metabolic process. Gene Ontology annotation, molecular function: catalytic activity; ADP binding; protein binding. The coding region runs from base 1 to 4518 and encodes 1505 amino acids. The transcript has 3 exons. NCBI's taxonomy places the organism in Eukaryota, Fungi, Ascomycota, Eurotiomycetes, Eurotiales, Aspergillaceae.